AUGCCACGUACUUCUACAACAUCAACAACGGUAAAAUAUUCAAAAAUGAUGCAUAUCAUGCAUAUAAGUAUUCAACAUAGGCAAAAGAUUUCAAAUGAGAAAAGAAUAAUUGAACGAACUCUACUUCGACGUCAACCACGUCGACCACGUCGACUACAACGUCUACGUCAACAACUUCAACGACGACCUCGACAACAACAACAACUUCAACGACGACCUCGACAACAACUACAACAACUACAACAACAACAACUACAACAACAACUACAACAACAACUACAGCAACAACUUCAACAAGUACUCUAG
Molecule: messenger RNA, 306 nt
Organism: Rotaria socialis
Lineage: Eukaryota; Metazoa; Rotifera; Eurotatoria; Philodinida; Philodinidae
Source: the annotation of a GenBank genome assembly